This is a messenger RNA of Juglans microcarpa x Juglans regia, 3145 nucleotides long. Its product is annotated as septin and tuftelin-interacting protein 1 homolog 1. The coding region runs from base 142 to 2772 and encodes 876 amino acids. The transcript has a single exon. NCBI's taxonomy places the organism in Eukaryota, Viridiplantae, Streptophyta, Magnoliopsida, Fagales, Juglandaceae. Gene Ontology annotation, molecular function: nucleic acid binding. The record is from RefSeq and is a predicted model, not a curated record. Gene Ontology annotation, cellular component: U2-type post-mRNA release spliceosomal complex. Gene Ontology annotation, biological process: spliceosomal complex disassembly.
AAUACCACAACGAUCCAUUUUCAGGCAAGAAAUCUGAUGUACCCGAGUGCCAAUCUCCGACUCUGCGUACAGAAUUAGGGUUUUGGUUUUAUAGGAUAUUCAAGUCUUAGCUCUUUUUCUUGUUUUUGGCUUUACGUCAAGAUGGAUGAUUACCAGGAGAUGGAGAGGUUCGGGACGGAGAACGACUUCGACGACGGGCAAUGGAUCGGCGGCGAGUUCUACUACAGGAAGCGCAAGGAGAAGCGCACUCAGACCAAAGACGACGUACUCUACGGCGUCUUCGCUGACUCCGCCUCCGAUUCCGAUGGCGAUUACUCCACCAAAAAGCGUCGUAAGGAUCCCAAUCUUUACAAGAAGGCCGACCUCUCCAAGCCCGUCAAUUUCAUUUCCACCGGGACCGUAUUGCCCACAGAGGAAAUCGAUCAGAAUUCCAAGAAAGAAAACAACGAAGAUUAUGAGAACGACGACGACAAACCUGGGUUGGGGCUCGGGUUCGAUUCCUCUAGCUCUGGGCUGGGUCUAGGGUUCAAUUCGAGUUCUAACGGGGUUCGUAAGAAUGAAGAGUACGGUAAUGGUAACAAGGGUAAUAGUGGAGGUGAAGAUGAUGACGAUGACAUUUUUUUGCCAUCGGCGUUUGGAAAGAAGAUUAAGGAAGGGGCUAUGAGGAGGGAGAAGGAGAGAGCGGAGAAGUCGAAAGUGGAUAAGGGUAAGAGAGUGAAAGAUCAAGGGUUUGUAAGUGGGAGCGAUGUUGGUGGGUUUGAGAAGCACACGAAGGGGAUUGGGAUGAAGUUGUUGGAGAAAAUGGGGUACAAGGGCGGUGGGCUUGGGAAGAAUGCGCAAGGGAUUGUGGCCCCAAUUGAGGCGAAGUUGCGGCCUAAGAAUAUGGGCAUGGGGUUCAACGAUUAUAAGGAGACGAAGAAGUUGCCGCCGGCGUUGAAGGAGCUCGAGGAGAAGAAGGGUUCGGGGGGUGUGACUGAGAAUGUGGGGAGAGUGAAGGAGAGGCGGUGGUCGAAGCAGGCCAGGAAGAAGAAGGAGGAGUAUGUGACUGCCAAAGAGUUGUUGGAAAGGAAGGCGGAGCAGGGGUUCGGUGAAGUGGUUCAGAAGGUUUAUGAUAUGAGGGGUCCGCAGGUCCGGGUGCUUACUAAUUUGGAGAAUUUGAAUGCAGAGGAGAAGGCGAGGGAGGAAGACGUGCCGAUGCCGGAGCUUCAGCACAAUUUGAGGUUAGUUGUGGACUUAGCGGAGCUCGAAAUUGAGAAGAUUGACAGGGACUUGAGGCACGAGAAGGAGGCGGUGGAGAUGCUGAGCAAGCAGAAGGAGAAGUUUGUUGUUGAGGCCGAGAGGCAGAAGCAGCAGUUGGGUAGUAUGGAGGAGAUAUUGGGCGUGUUGGACCGUUUAGGAGAUGAGAAUUCGAUGGGAAAGUUGACGUUGGACUCGCUUGCGAAGUGUUUCGGGGAUUUACAGAGAAAAUUUCCUGAUGAUUAUAAGUUAUGUAACUUGUCCUGCAUUGCAUGCUCAUAUGCUUUGCCUUUGUUUAUUAGAGUGUUUCAGGGAUGGGACCCUCUUCAGAAUCCCUUUCACGGGUUGGAGGUUGUGUCUUUGUGGAAGACUUUGCUUCAGGGUGAAAAUUCUCACGAUAUCUGGGAUACUGGUUCGUCGCCUUAUGCCCAAUUGGUAUCUGAAGUUGUGUUACCGGCUGUGAGAAUUUCUGGCGUCAAUACUUGGCAGGCCAGAGACCCGGAACCGAUGCUACGGUUUUUGGAUUCCUGGGAAAAGUUGUUACCUCCUUCGGUUCUCCAAUAUAUCUUAGAUAACAUUGUGAUGCCGAAAUUGAGUAGUGCUGUGGGUUCUUGGGAACCACUGCGGGAAACUGUUCCGAUCCACAUUUGGAUGCAUCCAUGGUUACCGUAUUUGGGACACAAAUUGGAGGGUAUGUAUCAGACGAUACGUGUCAAGUUGAGUCAAAUUCUUGGUGCUUGGCAUCCGAGUGAUGUGUCUGCGUAUACUAUAUUGUCGCCUUGGAGGACUGUGUUUGAUUCAGUGAGUUGGGAUCAGCUUAUGCGUAGAUUUAUAGUUCCUAAGUUGCAGCUUGUUCUUCAGGAAUUCCAAGUAAACCCGUCAAUUCAGAAGCUUGAUGAAUUUUAUUGGGUUAUGAACUGGGCUUCUGAUGUACCAAUUCAUCUUAUGGUUGAUAUGAUGGAGAAGUUAUUUUUUCCCAAGUGGCUACAGGUCUUAUAUCACUGGUUACAGUCGAACCCAAACUUUGAGGAGAUUACAAAAUGGUACCUGGGCUGGAAGGAACUUCUUCCAAAGGAGCUGCUGGCCAAUGAAAGUAUCCGGUAUCAGCUUAACCUUGGUCUUGAGAUGAUGAACCAGGCUGUAGAAGGUUUGGAGGUGGUCCAACCUGGUCUGAAAGAGAAUAUCAGCUACUUUAGGGUACUUGAGCAGAGGCAAUUUGAGGCUCAGCAGAAAGCAGCGGCACAGCAAGCAGCUGCAAGCCUCAGUGGUGUUACAAAUAUGGAUGGUAUGGGUGGUGCCGUUGACAUGAGCUUGAAAGAAGUUAUUGAGGCGCAUGCCCAACAGCAUGGAUUACUAUUUAAGCCUAAACCUGGCAGGAUGCACAAUGGUCACCAGAUAUAUGGUUUCGGUAAUGUAAGCAUUAUAAUGGACUCUUUGAAUCAAAAGGUGUAUUCCCAAACCGAUGAAGCGUGGUCCCUUGUAUCCCUUCAAGAUUUGCUGGACAAGCACAAUAGUUUUCUUACAAAGAGACGCUGAGUUGUAGAGUGCCCUACAAAAAGUUGUUAGGUUGUGAAGAAACUCUGUGCUGAGGUGGAACGGUGUUUCUGAUUUGUAGGCCUUAUUCAUUAUGCAUAGAUUCAGGACUCAAAAGGUUAGCUUGUCCUGAUUCUUCCAGCUUGUGGUGGCUAGAAUUUUUGUUGUACGAAUUGAAAUGGCAAGUCUAAUUUUCCUUGACACCAGCAUAGAUUUUCUCUCUGUUUUUUUUUUUUUUUGGAAAAGCGACUUUAACAUAGGUUUUCAUUUCGCUUUUCUCCGGUUUUCUGGUCUUGUAAAUAUGGAUCUUCUUCGUGUUAACGAUAUUGGGUCUUAAGGUAGCUUGUUUAAUGGAUAGUAGAUACAUUCAUUGAAA